AUCCGACAAUAUCCAUCUACAAACUCCAAUCCCGCCAUGAACUCCACCGUUUUUCUCCUCUCGUCGCCGUUGCCGCCGGCCACAAUCCACCGGCUACGACCUCCUUCCAUUUCCGCCGCAAGUUCUCUUCCACACCUCCUUAGUUUUCCCUACCGAAAAUCUACUCCCUCUGCAUCCCCCCUCUUCGUCCCUAGAAGAAACCCUUUCCGCGUCUUCUCCGAUGACGGCGACGGAGAUAGCGGCGGCCCCGAUGACUACGAUAUGUACGACGACGAAAUGGAAGAAGUCGACAACAAGAAAGAUUUCGACAUCGAGUACGAUACUCUAGCCGCGGCGGCUGCGGCUGCGGCUGCGGGUUCUGAAGGCGUCGGCGACGAGAAUAUCUCGAUUGUGCAGAGCAAAAGCUUCGUAUCGACGCAGGGAUGGGAUUCGGAGAUGAUCGUGGAUUAUAGGAUAAAUGAAGAGGAGUUUCAUAAGAUUAGUUUGUUGCACUGUGAUUUCUUCAUUAGGAAGCCGCCGGAUCCUGACAAUGAUGUUUAUGAUUUCAGAGAGAUGUAUGUUACUCCUCCUGACACUGAUGUUUAUGCUAUCCCCAAAGUUCUUGCUCCAAUGCCUCAGAAGUAUAUUAGAUGUGCUCAGAGUGAUUACGGAUGCUACAAUGUCACAGAACCACCCAUUGAUGCACCUAGAGAUCCAUUAUACAAGUCUGAGAAGGAGGUUCUUAAGGUAUUCUUGACGAAGCACUUCAGAAACCGAAGGCUGGGUGACCCGGAAUUCGUCCUAGACUUCGAGGAAAUAUAUGUGAUCGAUUCAAAAACUAAGUCAAUCACCAGGGCUAAAGUCUUGGUCACAGUUCCAGGCGGACGAGCUAGGGACAGGAGAAGCGACUUACUUGUCGUUCGGGAUAAUGGGAACUCUUUCAAGAUUAUCCAUUCGAGCGAACGAGAUGAUCCGACCACGGUGAUAGAGAAGGAAGAGUGGACGAAAACUAGACAAGAUAUGGAGAGACAUCUUAGAAAGCUAAGGGACUUCAGCAUUUCAAAUUGGUUUUAAACAACCAUGCAAAAGUUAUUGUUUUGAAGUUUAAAGGUUGACAUGAACGAGACAUCCAGAUUACCUGUCAUGACGUUUCUCUCGUGCGAGUUCUCGACAGAUCUCCUGCUCCAUGCCCUCGUGAUAGGUAAUGUUUUCGGUUACGGCUAGUUACUUACACUUGCAAUGAUUGAUCUUUCGGGUUCGUUCUACUCGCUUUCGUUCUUCGUCAUCGUUAAUCUAGGAAAGCUAGCUUUUUAUAGAUUUGUAAUGCUUAGAAAAGAAAAAAUGGUUGCAUCUUUGGGCUGUUUGCUGCAGUUGUCGGUUCUAUUUUGAUUAACCAUUGUAAGAAAAUUUUGAAUUCUUGUGUUAUAUGAGGUUAGAACUGCUGUGAACUGAUGCAAUUUGAAGCAAAGAAACAUUCAUAACUGUCCAA
This is a messenger RNA of Cucurbita pepo subsp. pepo (vegetable marrow), 1468 nucleotides long. It is a transcript of the gene PTAC6, whose product is annotated as plastid transcriptionally active 6. Gene Ontology annotation, cellular component: plastid-encoded plastid RNA polymerase complex. Lineage: Eukaryota; Viridiplantae; Streptophyta; Magnoliopsida; Cucurbitales; Cucurbitaceae. The record is from RefSeq and is a predicted model, not a curated record.